AUGGAGCAAAUAAUAGAUAACAACGAUACAAGUGAGGACGAUGCUCCCAUCAAGAUCCAGAACGAUUCGGGUACAGCAGACAAAAAACAGGAGCUGUACGCACAAUUAGACAUUGUAAAUAGUAACCAGAAAGGUAACAUCGUGGAGGAGCUUCCGCAACAGGAGGAAUUUGUGUCAGACUUCGAUACUAUGAUAGAGCGCAGGAAAGCCGAACGGUCCCGGUGUCGUAAACGAAACAAAGAUCAUGACUGCGAAAAGUAUGAGGAACUUGUAGUGCAACUACUGCACCGGAUGAGGCAGGCUGCCAUCCAGGAUCGAUUGCUAAACGUAGCAAACAAACCGGCCACUAAGAAGAUAGCCAUCCUGCACCAAGUCAUGCAGCUGUUGAUCAAGAAAGAUCUCCAGCACGCCUUUAUCUACCACAACGUGCUGUGCGUACUGACCGAUUGGAUCGCACCGCUUCCCAAUAAAGCGCUGCCCUGCCUGCAAAUCCGCACAGGUGUGCUGAAGCUGUUGCUUGAUUUCCCAACGAUCGAAAAAUGCUACCUAAAACAGUCCGGAAUAGGUAAAGCGGUAAUGUAUCUGUACAAACACCCAGACGAAACGAAAGAUAACAGAAUGCGUGCUCACACACUGCUCGCCGGCUGGUUUCGGUCGAUUUAUAACAUCAGCACCAGCUUCAACGAGAUGUCGCUGGAGGAACGUCGCCAGCAAGAUCUGCUGCAGCAGGUACCAUGCAGCAAGCGAUCCAUCCCACCGGUAGCCGUUCCUGCCAACCGAUUGAUUAUCGAUCCAGACUUUUCGCUGUUCACCCCAAAGAUCGUCACCAAACGGCCCGGUGAUAGAGCCUGGUCCUAUCGGGCGCGUGUACCAUGUCAAUCGGACAAAGUGUACAUCGUGCGACCGAAAUCACAGAUUGAAUUCAACCAUCGGUCAAAACAGCAGCUUAAUCGCUACCAACAGUGUAUGAAGAGGUUUUACGAUAUGAAACGUAAGAGCAUGGCCCGUCCACUGGUAAGCCUAUCCAUUGAAGGCACUAAAUUGCGAGACUUUUAA
Anopheles maculipalpis is the source of this 1056-nucleotide messenger RNA. Its product is annotated as protein IWS1 homolog. Bases 1 to 1056 code for a protein of 351 amino acids. Gene Ontology annotation, biological process: poly(A)+ mRNA export from nucleus. The record is from RefSeq and is a predicted model, not a curated record. Lineage: Eukaryota; Metazoa; Arthropoda; Insecta; Diptera; Culicidae. The transcript has a single exon. Gene Ontology annotation, cellular component: nucleus.